UCUUUUCAUCCAAUAAUACCACACACUAAUUAACUAAAUGUCAACUUCCAUCUCUGCUACUCUCUCCGCUUCCAUGGCCGCCGCCGAUUCACUUUCCGACCAGCAGAUUAACGAAUUCCGGGAAGCCUUCUGUCUGAUCGACAAAGAUUCUGAUGGUGUGAUUACCAUGGAGGAGCUUGGGACUGUGCUCCACUCAUUGCAUGAGCAUCCAACAAUGGAGGAGAUUCAAGAAAUGGUGAACCUGGUUGAUGAUGAUGGUGAUGGGACUUUGAACUUUCAAGAGUUUCUAAAUAUUAUGGCUACGAAGCUCAAGGAAGAUGUAGUAGAAGAGCUAAAAGAAGCAUUCAAAGUAUUCGAUCGAGACCAGGAUGGAUUCAUAUCAGCCAUAGAGUUAAGAAAUGUGAUGAUGAAUUUGGGAGAAAGGUUGACAGAUGAAGAAGCAGAGCAGAUGAUUAAAGAGGCAGAUGUAGAUGAAGAUGGCCUUGUUAGCUAUGAGGAAUUUGUUGGGAUGAUGAUGAAAUCCCUCCCUACCUCUUAACUAUAUAUAGAUAUGAGGAAUAUAAUAUCAAUACACUUAUUAUUGUAGAUUGAAUAAUUAGGAUGGAAAACAAUGCAAAUUUCAUUGGAUUCAAAUUUGACCAGAAUAUUUUUUAAGCUAGGUGUUGUUGGUAUUCCUUUAAACUUCUUUUAUUGAGAUGUGAUUGUAAUUGAUAUAUAAUGA
Molecule: messenger RNA, 721 nt
Organism: Ipomoea triloba (trilobed morning glory)
Lineage: Eukaryota; Viridiplantae; Streptophyta; Magnoliopsida; Solanales; Convolvulaceae
Product: calmodulin-1-like
Exons: 4
Coding region: 38-538 (166 amino acids)
Molecular function (GO): calcium ion binding; enzyme regulator activity
Source: RefSeq, a predicted model, not a curated record